Molecule: messenger RNA, 672 nt
Organism: Dendronephthya gigantea
Lineage: Eukaryota; Metazoa; Cnidaria; Anthozoa; Malacalcyonacea; Nephtheidae
Exons: 1
Coding region: 1-672 (223 amino acids)
Source: RefSeq, a predicted model, not a curated record
AUGGGAAACAACCUUGCACCUAUGUUAGCUAUUAUUUACAUGCACUCUUUAGACACACUUAUAAUUGAGAAGUCGGGAGGUUCUGUCUCACUGAAACGAUACAUUGAUGAUAUAUUUGCAGUACUACAUUCCGACAGGAUUAAUGCUGACAAAUUAUUAGAGAUAUCCAAUGAUCUUAAUGAAGCCAUUAAAUUUACAUUGGAAAAGCCGAACAGCUCAAAUGAAUUACCGUUUCUGGACACUCUAGUCAGCUUCGACCAAAAUACGAAACAAUUUAGAAGUGAAUUGUAUGUUAAACCCAUUCAUAGCGGUUCUAUUACGUCUUGGGAUAGCCAUGGGCCUAUUUGUUUCAAGCGGGCGUUAAUCAUUGGUGAAACCAAGAGAGCGUUACGUUGUUCCAUGGAUCGUCCAUCGAAAAAUCGAUUGUUAAAAAAGAUAACCAAAACGUUUACCAGCAACGGUUAUCCCAGGAGAUUUGUUAGAGCAAUCAUUAGGCGUACAGUCAGUACUACAUCUCAAAAACAGGAAGGGAAUCCCAACAUGACUUAUUUAAAAUUACCAUACAUCGAUGAGGAAUUAAAACGGAGAGCAUUAGCAGUGAUUAGACAGUCGGGAAUAAAAGACAUUAGAACAUGUUUUAUUAAUGGCCCUUCAUUGUCGAAAGUCUUGUAA